AGGGUCGCACCAAACGGUCCAAAGCCAACGGAUACUGUCACGCUUAAUCUGAUUACAUUUUCUAGAUUUCUGGGUCUGGGCUAUCUCUGUUUCUCUCUCAUCACGUGAGGCAGACAGGCAAAAAGGGCGAGAGAGGUGUACUGAAGAAACCCAAAAGGCCUUUCUUUCUUUUGGAGAUUCUUUUAAGUUAUACUGUGGAAAAUGGGUGAAGGGUCAGUCCCAGAGGGUGUCUGCCUAUGUAGUCUACCCAAUAUCUCUGUGUCUCUGUAAUAACUUUAAGCAGAGGAAGCGUGAAGAAAGCUAAUAGAGAGCACAGGGAAAAGCAGCAGAGGGCAUCUCUUGCACUUGUUCAGUGCAGUGGCUUUCUCAGCUGCAGCUCUAUCUGUUCUUGUUGGAGUACUCAGAGAGAGAGAGAGAGAGAAGGUUAAUGCAGCAGCACCUGAUGCAGAUGCAGCCCAUGAUGGCAGCUUACUACCCCAGCACCAACGUCACUACUGAUCACAUUCAGCAGUAUCUGGAUGAGAAUAAGUCAUUGAUUCUCAAGAUUGUUGAGAGCCAGAAUUCAGGAAAACUGAGUGAAUGUGCUGAGAACCAGGCAAGGCUACAGCGAAAUCUGAUGUACCUGGCUGCUAUUGCUGAUUCGCAGCCCCAGCCACCCACUGUGCAUCCUCAGUUCCCUCCCAGUGGCAUUGUGCAGUCAGGAGCACACUACAUGCAACACCAACAAGCUCAACAGAUGACAUCACAGUCGCUAUUGGCUGCACGUUCCUCAAUGCUGUAUGCCCAGCAGCCAUUUUCACUACAACAGCAGCAAGCUUUGCACAGCCAGCUCGGCAUGAGCUCUGGAGUAAGCACGGGACUUCACUUGCUGCAAAAUGAGGCUGGUAAUGCAGGAGGCAGUGGAGGGCUUGGGGCUGGUGGGUUCCCUGAUUUUGUCCGUGGAGGAAUGGCAGGUGGCAAGCAAGAUCUUGGGGGUUCUGGAUCCGCUGAAGGGAGGGGCGGGAGCUCUGGAGGCCAAGGUGGAGAUGGGGGUGAGAAUCUUUACAUGAAAGCUGCAGAUGAUCAUGGGAACUGAAUAGGUAAGAAUGAUGAACUUAGUGGUUUGUUAACGUCUGAACUUUAGGAAGAGUUAGUCAGGAAGAACUAGACCAAGGGACUUACUGUCACAAACCUUGGGUUUGGUGUUUUCAAGUGAUGAGACAAUUCCAUCUUGUGGUCGUGCAUCAUGUAAAUUUGUAGGUUAUAUCGGUACGCGCUUGCUUUAUGCAUUGUCAGUUAUGUUGGUGUAACCAGUUUCCAUAUGGCUACGAUAUGUAUGGAAAGUUUUCCAGAAAAGGACUUCUGAUGGCAAUUUAGAGUGCUUUUAGCAA
Molecule: messenger RNA, 1370 nt
Organism: Malania oleifera
Lineage: Eukaryota; Viridiplantae; Streptophyta; Magnoliopsida; Santalales; Ximeniaceae
Product: GRF1-interacting factor 1
Exons: 4
Coding region: 428-1075 (215 amino acids)
Biological process (GO): positive regulation of transcription by RNA polymerase II; leaf development; cell population proliferation
Cellular component (GO): nucleus
Molecular function (GO): transcription coactivator activity
Source: RefSeq, a predicted model, not a curated record